This is a messenger RNA of Hemiscyllium ocellatum (epaulette shark), 4686 nucleotides long. RefSeq names its product zinc finger protein 271-like. Lineage: Eukaryota; Metazoa; Chordata; Chondrichthyes; Orectolobiformes; Hemiscylliidae. Bases 452 to 1330 code for a protein of 292 amino acids. Gene Ontology annotation, molecular function: DNA-binding transcription activator activity, RNA polymerase II-specific; RNA polymerase II cis-regulatory region sequence-specific DNA binding. The record is from RefSeq and is a predicted model, not a curated record. Gene Ontology annotation, cellular component: nucleus. The transcript has 2 exons. Gene Ontology annotation, biological process: regulation of transcription by RNA polymerase II.
AGGGACUGAAACCCAAGUGAGGAGAUGAAGCAUUACACUGUACUGCACCAGAGAAUACAGAGAGGAUAGACACUGAAGAUAGAUCCUGAUCAUCACCCAAGGAACAACUGCACAACUGUGGGAAGACAUCCAGUCCUUUCAAUCAUUGCUCAACACAGAGAAGGUUGGGCAGUUAAACCUUCGUCUGGAAAUCAGUUGAGUCAGGGGAAUUCUAACAUCUCAUCAGAUCCAAAACUGGUCAAUGGUGAAGAUUUGGCUGUGGGUGAUCAGUCAGGGUGAGGCUGGGAAGAAGUGUGAGUGGCUCCAAAUGUGUUGAGAGCUUCAAUCAUUCAUCGAGCUUCAUGAACCACUAACUCACUCCUCCAGGGAAAUGUCUGCUCAAGUGUGACUUCAUUGGCUCACAGAUCUCAAGGUACAUUUGUCAUAUAACCAUUAGCAGAAAGGUAGCUUCAUGGCGGAGAAACCCUUCAAGUGUAAAAUGUGCAACAAGUCAUUCUCACGCUCAUCCCAAUUCUGCCUGCACCAACGCAGUCACACAGGGGAGAAACCAUUCACGUGUGAAACGUGCAACAAAUCAUUCUCACAGUCAUCGAACCUCCGUGCACACCAACGCAUCCACACAGGGGAGAAACCAUUCACGUGCAAGGUGUGUGACAAAUCGUUCUCACAUUUUUCAAACCUCCGUGACCAUCAACGCAUUCAUACAGAGGAGAAACCAUUCACAUGUGACGUGUGUGAUCGAUCCUUCAAACAGUUAUCGAACCUCCUGGUCCAUCAGACAAUCCACACAGGGGAUAAACCCUUCAAGUGUGAGGUGUGUGAUAAAGCUUUUGCGACGUCUACAAAGCUCCUGUCACAUCAGAGUAAUCACACGGGGGAGAAACCAUUCAAGUGUGAUGUUUGUCAAAUGUCAUUCACCCAAUCCUCCGAUCUCCUGAGACAUCAGAGGAUUCACAGAGGAGAGAAACCCUUUAAAUGUGAGGUGUGCAACCGAGCCUUCACACAGUCAUCAAACCUCCGCACACAUCAGCGUAUUCACACGGGGGAGAAACCGUUCAAGUGUGAGGUGUGCAACAAAUCAUUCUCAUGCUCAUAUGACUUUCGUGUUCACCAACGAAUUCACACCCGGGAGAAGUUAUUCACCUGUGCGGUGUGUGAGAAGUCAUUCUUGCGGUCAUCAACCCUUCGUGAACACCAACGCCUUCACACUGGGGAGAAACCAUUCACGUGUGAGGUGUGUAAUAAGGACUUUGCACAGCAGUCAGGCUUGUUAAAUCAUCGGCGCAUUCACACUGGGAAAAAACCUUUCAAACGUAAAGUAUGUGAUUGAGCCUUUACUCGUGAAACAUUAACACAUCCACACAUCCAAAUCUGAGGUGUGCAAUGCCGGCUUUGGUCAAACAUUAGGCCUGGUGAAUCUCCCAAAGUUCUGCAAAGGAACUAUUCACAUGUGAACUGUGUGACAAAGCCUUCACUAAGUCAUCAAAGCUGAUGGUCUAUCCAAUGUUCUUCACAAGCAGAACCCUACAGGUGUGAGAUUUAAAAUAAAAUCCUCCCAAAGUCUUCAAAACCUCCUUGCAACCAGUGAGUUCAAGCAGAGGAAAAGCCAUUCACACGUCAGCUGUGUUUCUAGGCUUAUGCACAAACCUUAUCAGUGUGUGUUCUGUAUUAAAACCUUCCUAGUAUUGUUGAACCUCCUGGAACAUCAGCAAACAUAGAUCUGAGACAAGCCCUUCCAGCAUGAUAUGUAUUUGGAUUGUUUCAUCAAACCUUGCUGUGUUGUCAUACAGUGUUGUCUCUGCUUGGACCUGCAGCCAGGUCUGUCUCAAACUGCUCCCACCAUCAGACCAAUCAUUUCAACAGGACUAAUUUAACUUUUGACCAGGUCUCCAAACAUUAUCAGAAGAAGACAUCAGUGUGCAUAGAAACGCUUGCACAAACUCAAGUGUUUUUUCAAGUAUGAAUUUUGAGUCCAGAUUUUACCCAAAUCUCUGCUUUCCUAAAGCGACAAUGGGACCAUAGUGGUGGGAAACCAUUUGGGAGACGAUUGGUGCAGUAUUGUAAUCAAAACUUUACACAACUAUUGGACCUCCUGCAGUAUCAAUGAGUAGAGACCGGAGAGAACCCCUUCCAGUGUGUCUGUGUCAGUAUUGUUUCACCCAUUCUUUGUCUCUUACCUCUCCCACCAUCAGGCCAAUUAUUUCAAGAGGACCAAUUUUACUUUUCACCUAAUGGCAAAACAUCAUCGAAAGCAGACAUCAGUGUGUAUAGAAGCUUCAAUAUAAACUCAGCAUUCAUUCAGUGCAGCAUUAGGUACAAGUCACUCACUGAUUCUCAUUCUGACCAAGAAGGCAAUCAGAUACUCCGUGGUUAGAAAGGCUUCAGCCUCAGAUCUAUCAGCACAAGCACCCGUGGGAGGAGCCAUUUCCUGGGGUAGUAAUGGAGGUGCUUCAAUUUGCCUCAGUGUCUCUGAUCUAUGGAGGAGGAGAAUUAGACAGGAAUCCCAUUCCUCAUCAGUGAGCCCAACUGGGAAGUCAGGGGGGAGCGGGAUGUAUCUCGGCUGUGACAGUCUCCAUUUUUUCACAGCGUUCACUGUUUGCCUCUCCACUAGCUGAAUAGUGACUCGACCAGAGCACUAGAGACCAAUCAAUGUCCACAGUCUGUUCUCCAGGCCAGUACCUGGAGGAGGGGAUCAGUUAGCACAGUUGGCUGGAUGGUAAUUUGCAAUGCAGAGUGAUGCCAACAGCAUGGAUUCAAUUCCAACGCUGGCUGAGGUUAUCAUUAAGGGAUAAUCCUUCUUAACAUCUUCCCCUCUCCCAAAGUAUGGUGACCCUCAGGUUAAACCACCACCAGUCCUCUCUCUCUCUCUCUCACUCUCAUGAGAGCCACCCUUUUCCUUUUACCUUGUGGAUUGGAGGGUAUGUGAUGUGACAACAGUUAGCAUUCACAUAGCAUCUUAAUAUACCUAAUUAUCUGACAGUGUUUCAUCGAGAUGCAAUCACACAAAAAUUAACACCAAGACAGAGAAGGGGGAUGACCUUCAAAUACAAUCAAAAAGGUUGAAUUUAAAGAGAAUCCUAAAUUUAGACAGCAAUCCUCCCACUUCCUCCAGACCAAAGGGGUAGCCAUGAGCACCCGUAUGAGCCCAAGCUAUGCCUGUCUCUUUGUUGGCUACGUAGAACAGUCCAUCUUCUGUAGUUACACUGGCACCACUCCCCACCUCUUCCUCCCAAACAUUGAUGACUGCAUCGGCGCCACCUCGUGUUCCCGUGAGGAGGUUGAGCAAUUCAUCAACUUCUCAACACAUUCCACCCCGACCUUGAAUUCAACUGGACCAUCUCUGACACCUCCCUCCCCUUCCUGGACCUCUCCAUCUGCAUUAAUGACGACCAACUUGACACUGACAUUUUUUACAAACCCAUCGACUCCCACAGCUACCUGGAUUACACCUCUUCCCACUCUACCACCUGCAAAAAUGACAUCCUGUAUUUCCAAUUCCUCCGUCUCCCCCGUAUCUGCUCCAAGGAGGACCAGUUCCACCACAGAACACACCAGUUGGCCUCCUUCUUUAGAGACCGCACUUUCCCUUCCUACAUGGUUAAAGAUGCCCUCCAAUGCAUCUCAUCUACAUCCAGUCCCUCCGUCCUCAAACCCCACCCCUCCAACGGUAACAAGGACAGAUGCCCCCUGGUGCUCACCUUCCACCCUACCAACCUUUGCAUAAACAAUAUCAUCCAAUGACAUUUCCGCCACCUCCAAAUGGACCCCACCACUUGGGAUAUAUUUCCCUCCCCACUCAUUUCGGCUUUUCGCAAAGAAUAUUCCCUCCAUGACGAACUGGUCAGGUCCAUGCCUCCCCCCCAACAACCCACCUUCCCUUCCUGGCUCCCUCCCCUGCCACCACAGGAGUUGCAAAACCUGGGCCCUCACGUCCUCCCUCUUCUCCAUCCAAAGCACCAAAGGAGCCUUCCACAUCCAUCAAAGUUUUCCCUGCACAUCCACCAACAUCAUUUAUUGUAUCUGUUGCUCCCGGUGCAGUCUCCUUAACAUUGGGGAGACUGGACACCUCCUAGCAGAGCACUUUAGGGAACAUCUCCAGGACACCCGUACCAAUCAACCACACCACCCCGUGGCCCAACGUUUCAACUCGCCCCCCCGCAACCCUGCCAAGGACAUGCAGGUCCUGGGCCUCCUCCACCCCCGCUCCCUCACCACCUGAUGCCUGGAAGAAGAACGCCUCAUCUUCCGCCUCGGAAAACUUCAACCCCAUGGCAUCAAUGUGGAUUUCACCAGUUUCCUCAUUUCCCCUUCCCCCACAUCACCUCAGCUCCAACCUUCCAGCUCAGCGCCGCCCUCAUGGCCUGUCCUACCAGCCUAUCUUCCUUUCCACCUAUCCACUUCACCUUCCUCUCUGACCUAUCACCUUCACCCCACCCAUAUUCACCUAUUGUACACUAUGCUACUUUCUUCCCACCCCACCCCCCUCUCAUAUACCUCUCCACUCUGAUGAAGGGCUUUUGCCCGAAACAUCGAUUUUCCUGCUCCUCGGAUGCUGCCUGACCUGCGGUGCUUUUCCAGCACCACUCUAAUCUAGUCUCUGGUUCCAGCAACUGCAGUCCUUGUUUUUAACCUAGAGAUAAAUUUAUGCAGAGAGGUUUAAAGAGGGUAUUCUAAAUGUUUCUUAAA